Ascoidea rubescens DSM 1968 is the source of this 966-nucleotide messenger RNA. RefSeq lists its product as uncharacterized. Lineage: Eukaryota; Fungi; Ascomycota; Saccharomycetes; Ascoideales; Ascoideaceae. Bases 1 to 966 code for a protein of 321 amino acids. The record is from RefSeq and is a predicted model, not a curated record. The transcript has a single exon.
AUGGUUGCUCCCAAUAAAGAAGUUAUUAAUCAUAAUUAUAAUCAUAAUCAUAAUCAUAAUCAUAAUCAUAAUUAUAAUCAUAAUCAUAAUCAUAAUCAUAGUCAUAAUCAUAAUCAUAAUCAUAAUCAUGAUCAUGAUCAUGAUGAUAAUGAUAAUAAUGUGAAUAAUGAAAAUGAAUUAAAAUUUACACUAAUGUUUAAUGCUAAUAAACCAAUUUUCAUAAACAUUUUACCUGGGCCUUAUCAGUUUUUGGAGAUCAACCAAAUCUUUAAACUACAAAGAAUCAAUCAUAAAAAAAGUCUAGGCAAAUUGAAAAAGUCCAAUAAUUUCAUCAUCAACAAUCUUAGAAAUGGCAACAACUUGAAUAAAUUUGCGUUGUUGAAUAACUUUUUAAAGAAGAAUCCAAUUAAUCUUGAUUUCAACUAUAUCAACUUGGAUAUCGAUCCAAUAAAUUUUAAAAAAACUUCAAUUGAUUAUAACAAGUUUAUUAGCCAUUUACAGAAGAGCAAUUUUAAUUUAAUUACAAUUGAUAAUAGUAGUGAUGAUUCUAAUGCUAAUGCUAAUGCUAAUUCUAAUUCUAAUUCUAAUUCUAAUUCUAAUUCUAAUUCCAAUGAUGAUGAUCAAGAUUGUAUUGAUUAUAAUCAAUUGAAGAAUUUCAUACAGGAUAACUUUAAUAAAAUAUCUAAAAACCCUCCAAGAAAAUCCAAAUCAUCCAAAUCAUCCAAAUCAUCCAAAUCAUCCAAAUCAUCAAAGAUAUUAAAGAAUUCCAAGAUAAUAAAAGCCCACAAGGGUUCUUCAAGUUCUAAAAACUCGCACUUGAAAAACUUGAGAUCAAAUAUCAACGAAAUGAUUAAAAAUGAAUCAGCCAAAUUAACAACUUCUUCAUCUUCUAGUUGUCCUAAGAACUUCAUUCAAUCCAAUGAAAACUCUUUAAUAUCUAGUAAUAAACUUGUGUCUACGAUUUAA